Messenger RNA from Octopus bimaculoides (California two-spot octopus), 1779 nucleotides. Its product is annotated as 28S rRNA (cytosine-C(5))-methyltransferase. Gene Ontology annotation, molecular function: RNA methyltransferase activity. The record is from RefSeq and is a predicted model, not a curated record. Gene Ontology annotation, cellular component: nucleolus. Lineage: Eukaryota; Metazoa; Mollusca; Cephalopoda; Octopoda; Octopodidae. Gene Ontology annotation, biological process: rRNA base methylation.
GUCCUGUAGCAGGAAUAUUUCCGCCUCACUUCUAAUCCAGUAGACAUUUGAUAAAAGGCAUCUGGUCUUUUCCUAUGUCACAGACUGUACAAUGUAACCUUCUUUUGUAAAAACGGUGAAAUGAUUUGAGGGAAUUUGGCUGUUAUCUCUAGGUUGAGCGACUAAGUAGAGGGCCUGUCGUUGACCGGAGGAGUUUAUGUUUUGCUGGGAACAUGAUUGCUACUACACCGCCGGUCGCAACGAAACAUUUCCCACGUUGCCUUCAAGCAUGGCUGAUAAUAUUUACGUUCAAGCGGCUGAUAUUUUCACCAAUGCUUUAGCUAAGAAAGCUCACGUCAAGUCUCUUGUUUAUGCGUCAAAAUAUCCAAAUAAGAAGAAGCUCUAUGCUUUAGUUUGUCAAGGUUUAAAAUACCAAAACAUUCUUCAUGAAAUAGCAACUUCUCUGAAUAUUCUGAAAAAUGAGACUUACGCCUUACGACAAAAUAUGCCACUUUUACAAUUGCUGCUGUAUGAUAAAAUUUUUGGUAAAGGCAUCUGUGGUUCCAGACGGUUUAAAAAUGUUAUGAGGAAAUAUCGAGACAAAAUCAAUAACCACUGUGAAUUGUUAAUAAAAGAAAAAGGUCUUGAUAAUGUGAAAGAAUUACUGACCUACGAUAAUGAAAAUGGUAUGUUGGACAUGUUAUGCUUCUUUUUAUAUGUAUGUCAUUAUUAUUGUUUUUUUAAAGACCUUGUUGAAGGUACCACACAGUGUGAUUGGACAGAGAACCAUGUUUAUACCACACAAGUUUGUUUAAUUUUUACUAGUUCUGCUCUUAUACUCUCGCUUAUCUUGCUGAUUUUCAGGUUUGUUAAUGCCGUAGAAUUUAUGAAUUCUGGUGAAUUUCUGCGAGAUCUUCACAUCCCUUCACUCCUGGUUUUUCCAGCUGGUUCUGAAUUCCAUGAACAUCCAUUGUAUUUGUCUGGGGAAAUAGUUUUGCAAGAAAAAGAAAUUCCAACUUUUCCUCGUUUUUCUUUGGAUGUGGACUUUAGAAUUCAUUUUGUGUUGUUUUCUAUCUCCUUUUCUCCAGGCAUAAUUUCCAGAAUGGACAAUGUACUUGACAGUAAUCCUACAACCAAUGACCGCUUACAGAAACUGUAUUUUAUUCAGAGAAAGUUACUGAUACAUGCACUCAGCUUCCCCAGUGUUAAAAGAGUCGUUUAUUCCACAUGUUCUGUCUUCCCAGAAGAAAAUGAACAAGUCAUUGAUACAGUCUUUCAAAUGUUCCAGAAGGAAUAUUGCCUGAAGGAAAUUAUGCCAGAUUUUCCUCACCGUGGCUUAGAGGGAUAUCAGAGUUCUAAGUAUUGUCUACGGUUUGCAUCAAAUAUUGAUAAAACUAAUGGUUUCUUUGUGGCUUGUUUUGUAAGACGUGAUCUGUCAUUAGUUGAGUCCAACCCUGAACAACUCUAAAUGGAAACUAUAAACUGAUAACUCAUCAAACCGAAAACGUUGCUCAUUCUGAAACAUCAACCAUAAAAUAUAUCAUCAUCAUCAUCAUCAUUAUCAUCGUUUUUCUAAUACAUUCUAAUCUUCUAAUAUAAUAAUGAGUUUAGUGUUUUUAUAUAUUUGUAUUUAUCUUAUCUAUACUAUAUAUAAAACAGAGAUGUGUGUGUAAUCGCUUUUCACGUGAAAUCGACUUCACCAAAUGCUUCCAUACUUGUAAUGUGUGAAUAAUUUGACCUCGGAUAAAUCUUAGGCUCUUCAUUUGAUUUUUUUAAUUAAAAAUACAUAAUAUUGCUUUA